GCGAGCAAGUGGCGGGACCGCGGGGCCAAGGGAAUGCGUAAUUUACUGCCCCCGGCAUGAACUCUGGGGUACGGAUGCUGACUCGCAGUCGGAGCCGCGCGUCCAGGAUCGCGUCAGAAGGGUGUGGGGAGGAGCUCGCCCCGCGAGAGGCUGCCGCAGAAGGAAGGAAAAGCCGCAGGCCUGUGAGACAUCCACGGAAGACACAGAAGGUGCAUGUGGCCUAUGAGGCUUCUAAUGGUGAGAAAGGUGAGGCCAAUGAGGCCCUCAAAGUACCAGUUUGGGAGCCCCAGAAUUGGCAGCAGCAGCUGGCCAACAUUCGCAUCAUGAGAAGCAAGAAGGACGCACCUGUGGACCAGCUGGGUGCUGAGCACUGCUACGAUGCCAGUGCCCCACCAAAGGUGCGGAGGUACCAGGUACUCUUGUCGCUGAUGCUCUCCAGCCAGACCAAAGACCAGGUUACAGCAGGUGCCAUGCAGCGCCUACGGGCCCGGGGUUUGACUGUGGAAAGUAUCCUGCAGAUGGAUGAUGACAUGCUGGGCAGGCUUAUCUACCCUGUGGGCUUCUGGAGGAACAAGGUAAAGUUCAUCAAGCAGACAACCACCAUCCUGCAGCAGCGCUACGAAGGGGACAUCCCUGCUUCAGUGGCGGAGCUGGUAGCCUUGCCAGGUGUUGGGCCCAAGAUGGCACACUUGGCCAUGGCUGUGGCCUGGGGGACCGUAUCAGGCAUAGCAGUGGACACUCAUGUGCACAGAAUAGCCAACAGACUGAGAUGGACCAAGAAGGUGACCAAGUCCCCAGAGGAGACACGCACAGCCUUGGAGGAGUGGCUGCCCAGGGCGCUGUGGAGUGAAAUCAAUGGGCUGCUGGUAGGCUUCGGCCAACAAACCUGUCUCCCUGUCCAUCCUCGCUGCCAGACCUGCCUCAACCAGGCCCUGUGCCCUGCUGCCCAGGACUUCUAAGGGUCAUAGGGCUUCCUCUGGCCAGUGUCUCUUAAGUGCCUUUAUGGGGAGGGGUAGUAAGAUUUGGGGGUUGUUUGCAGGGUGUAUAAUAAAGCUGGGGAUUUAUUCACAA
Psammomys obesus (fat sand rat) is the source of this 1071-nucleotide messenger RNA. It is a transcript of the gene Nthl1, whose product is annotated as nth like DNA glycosylase 1. Lineage: Eukaryota; Metazoa; Chordata; Mammalia; Rodentia; Muridae. The record is from RefSeq and is a predicted model, not a curated record. Gene Ontology annotation, cellular component: nucleus. Gene Ontology annotation, biological process: nucleotide-excision repair; base-excision repair; base-excision repair, AP site formation. The transcript has 6 exons. Bases 57 to 959 code for a protein of 300 amino acids. Gene Ontology annotation, molecular function: DNA-(apurinic or apyrimidinic site) endonuclease activity; oxidized pyrimidine nucleobase lesion DNA N-glycosylase activity; 4 iron, 4 sulfur cluster binding.